Messenger RNA from Suillus plorans, 952 nucleotides. RefSeq lists its product as uncharacterized. The transcript has 6 exons. Lineage: Eukaryota; Fungi; Basidiomycota; Agaricomycetes; Boletales; Suillaceae. The record is from RefSeq and is a predicted model, not a curated record. Bases 158 to 952 code for a protein of 264 amino acids.
GCCAGGCAGAUGGCAGAACCUCCCAGGCAGAAUGUGGCAGAACUCCCGCACAUGUAGAACCGUGGGAGAAUGUGCUAUAUAGUUUAGUGUGUCGGUUCAGUGUACGACAGUAUAGAUUGAGGCACUUUAAAACUGAACAUGACGUCGUCACGCUCAUAUGCACACAACUGAACUUCCAGGCAUUGAUACAGACAUUGCCAAGCAGCUCGAAACCGACUUCGCAUUUGUCCCUCCACUUUCAGCAGUCUCCGGCGACAAUCUCGAAGCAUUUUCUCGUCUUGAAGAUAUUCGUAACACGGAAAAAAUGAUGGAGUUUGCCUCAAACUGGGAUGUGGAUAGGAAGGAAGUGUUGGAAGGGAGAGUGUUUGACUUUGUGGAACUGCGGCAUGUCAACGAGGGAUUAGUGCCUACCACGAUAGAUGAUGAGAUUAUGGUCGCAGAUCAUGAUGCGAAUGAAGAUGGGACUUGGAAUAUUGAUUCUAUGUUGCUGUCAAGUGGUCUUACAUUCAUGUACUUCCCCUUCACCGUCGUCGUUCCCAACACCUUCAUUCUGUUUAUCAUUGCAUCCAUCAAAGUCGUCAUUGCCGAAUCCACGGUCCUCAUCCUCGCUGUUCACAAUGUGCAUGCCACUAACUCCGAGCUGAGACAAGAAUCUCGCGUAGCAUCGUUGAAUGUGUCUCAAAAUAAGUAUAGCGCAUAUAUCUCGAGAUUCAUGAAUCACAUGAGUUCUUCGCGGAGCGCCCUUAUGCAUGUUGGCAUUCGGUCUUCUGCAGCUCAUGGGCCGAUGCCAAAGUUUGAGUUUGGGUACAUUUUCCUCAUCACUGCUGGGGACAUUCAGGAUGACCAUUUCUACAGUCUGGGCCCUCAGCACCAUGACGAACGCUACAUUUGUAACGGUGGACACAUCAUGAUUGAGUCUCCUACUGCAACGCUCGAGACGGGUACUGGUUAG